CUGAAUACACAUUUUCUUUGUGUGAAAUUUCUGGUGCUGCCAAAAUUGUGCGUGCCCCUUUGCCAACUAUGACGUCGUAUGGGCAACACCAUUACAUAAUUUUUGCUGUUAUGGGACACACCAUCAUAAACGCUGUUUUUCUUUUCGCGUCGCUUGUCACAUAAUUAAGAAAGUUAUGGUUAAUUUAGGUCUAGAUACACAAAUAGAAAAGCACAGAAAAAAAUAAUUAUGGAAAUGCUUGCAAAACUAUAUAAGUUGUAAAGUUUCCACCAAGUGGACUCCUCAUUUGCAAGAUCUUUCUUUAUCUUCAAUUCAAUUCAACAAUGUUUGCCUCAAGAAUACUAAGAAACAGUGCUCAAACACUCAAGACUGAGCUACCUCAUAAGGAAACAAUCAAAAUGGCUUAUGACUUACACAAACCAAGAUCAACAGCUAUUAGACAUUUGAAUGAAAACCCAGAAGAACCAAUCUUAUUUUUACACGGGAUUUUUGGAUCCAAAAAAUCCUAUGCCACAGAUUCAAAAUUGAUUGCUAGUUCAACACAUACACCUGUUUAUACAAUGGAUUUGAGAAAUCAUGGUGAAACUGGCCAUGCUCAACCUUUUAAUUAUGAAACUUUGGCUCAAGAUGUUAAAGAAUUUUGUGAUGAACAUAAGUUAGACAAAGUUAAAUUGAUUGGUUACUCAUUAGGUGCUAAAGUUUCAAUGUUGACUGCUCUACAAUUCCCAAAUUUAGUUAAAUCUGCCGUUAUUAUUGAUAACGCUCCAAUUCCACAGCCUCAAAUUCAAUUAUUUAUGAAACAAUAUAUUAAAAGUAUGUUGCAUGUUUUGAAUGAAUCUAAAAUUAGGGCUGAUGAUAAAGAUUGGAAAAAUAAAGCAUCUGCAGCAAUGAAGAGAUUUUUACCAAAUGGUGUUAUUAGAAAGAAUUUAUUGGUUAAUUUAGUUAAUAAACCACCAAAAGAUUUUGAAUCUCCAGUUAUUGAUUUUGAAGAUGGUUAUAUUCAUUUCUUGAAUCCAAUUGAACAAAUGGAAGAAAUGGCUGUUAAAGAUGUCACGGAUUGGCCAGUUGAAACUACAAAAGAUUUGAAAUUUGAAGGUCCUGUUAAAUUUAUCAAAGGUUUACAAUCACCAUUUAUCACUGAUGAAGGUAUGAAGGCUAUUCAAACUCAUUUCCCAAAUAAUGAUUUCACAGAUGUCAAUUCAAACCAUGAUAUAUUGGAUCAAAGACCAUCUGAGUAUGUCAAGAUUAUUACUGAUUUUUUUAACAAACAAAGAUAUCAAUCUGCACCUGAUGAUACAAUCUUGGGUAAUAAAACUCCAACUCCAAAACAAACAGAAGUUUCAGCUUAG
Messenger RNA from Hansenula anomala, 1349 nucleotides. RefSeq lists its product as uncharacterized. Gene Ontology annotation, cellular component: mitochondrion. The coding region runs from base 324 to 1349 and encodes 341 amino acids. NCBI's taxonomy places the organism in Eukaryota, Fungi, Ascomycota, Saccharomycetes, Phaffomycetales, Wickerhamomycetaceae. The transcript has a single exon. The record is from RefSeq and is a predicted model, not a curated record.